Messenger RNA from Miscanthus lutarioriparius, 912 nucleotides. NCBI's taxonomy places the organism in Eukaryota, Viridiplantae, Streptophyta, Magnoliopsida, Poales, Poaceae. The record is from the annotation of a GenBank genome assembly.
AUGGCGGAGGACAAGGUGGGGCGGAUCUUCGUCGGCGGGCUGUCCUGGGACACCACGGAGCGCACGCUCGAGCGCACCUUCGGCCAGUACGGCAAGGUCAUCGAGGCUCAGGUUGUAGUGGAAAGGGAGACAGGCCGCUCGAGGGGAUUUGGAUUUGUCACAUUUUCAGAACCUCGGGCUGUGGAUGCUGCCAUUCGGGGAAUGCAUAAUGGAGAACUGGAUGGCCGUAAUAUUUCUGUGAACAAAGCUCAACCUAGGAACUCUGAUGAUGGUUAUGGAUAUGGUGGUGGUGGUGGUGGUGGUUACUCGUCUGGUGCUAGAGGUGGAUAUCGUAGUGGAGGUGAUGUAGUUCCAGCAGCAAGUGAUGAUUGUUUCAAAUGUGGCCGCCCUGGACAUUGGGCUCGUGAAUGCCCUUAUUCAGAUGGAAGUGGUAGAAGUGGAAGGUAUUCUCCCGCUUCAAGGUAUGGUGGUGGUACUGGGGGACGUGGUGACCGCUUUGGAGGAUCAGAUCGUUUUGCUCGCUAUGAUGAUGAUCGAUAUGAUGGUGGCCGCUAUGUAGACAGCAAGGAUACUUAUUAUGGUGCUGGGCGUGAUCGUUAUGCUAGUGAUCGCUAUGCGCCAGCAGCAGACCGCUAUUCUGGUGACAGGUACAGUGGUGCAGAUCAUUAUGCGUCCAGUGGCUUUGCCAGAGAAAGGAGCUAUGAGAGAGAUGUAGGGAGGUCCAAUGGAGGUUACUACCGUGAUGAUCCGAGGGGCACUGGUGGCUAUGGCAGAGGUGGUUCACGUGUCGGUGGCAGCGGCGGCGGUGGCGGUGGGCCUGCUCGCUUUGGUGGGAGUUACCGAGAUAGGCCUGCUCCAUAUGACCGUCCAAGCAGGGGAGGGGCAGCUCGUGCUUUCGAUGAUCGUUACUGA